Dendroctonus ponderosae (mountain pine beetle) is the source of this 2487-nucleotide messenger RNA. RefSeq names its product importin subunit alpha-7. Gene Ontology annotation, molecular function: protein binding; nuclear import signal receptor activity. Gene Ontology annotation, biological process: NLS-bearing protein import into nucleus. The record is from RefSeq and is a predicted model, not a curated record. Gene Ontology annotation, cellular component: nucleoplasm; nucleus; cytoplasm. NCBI's taxonomy places the organism in Eukaryota, Metazoa, Arthropoda, Insecta, Coleoptera, Curculionidae.
UGACAUCUUGUCACUAAUCACAAAAGUCAAUUUAUUAAAAAUAUAUUCAUUAUUCUCCUUGCUGAACUAUUGAGGAACAACCUAUUCUCAAAGUUCUUUAUGAAAGUAAUGGACUUCUAAGAGUUCAAUCGCUACUAUACAACGUACAACCUCGCACUUUAUAACCUUUAAAAUGUCAGGCAACCAUAAGCACCGUUACAAGAACAGUGCGCUCGACAGUGUCGAGUUGAGGCGGCGAAGAGAGGAAGAAGGAAUCCAACUCAGAAAACAGAAACGAGAUCAACAAUUGAGCAAACGGCGUAAUGUAAAUGUUAACCAAGUGUUACCUGAUGACGAUCCUCUACAAUUUGAAAGUGCCAUGUCGUCCACGCCACCGGUUAUUGGCAUUUCUCAAGAAAUGAUCCAAGACGUAUGUAGCGCUGAUCGCCUACGUCAAUUAGCUGCAACUCAGAAAUUCAGGAAAUUGCUCAGUCUUGAGCCCAAUCCGCCGAUUGAUGAAGUGGUCGCCACAGGGAUUGUGCCCAGAUUUGUUGAAUUGCUGAAAGAUUCUUCCAAUUGUACUCUACAGUUUGAAGCAGCAUGGACUCUUACAAACAUUGCAUCAGGAACCUCACAGCAAACACGUGUGGUUAUUGAUGCCGGAGCUGUUCCCAUAUUCAUUGCUCUUCUCGAAAGCAACUAUCAAGACGUAAAAGUAAAAGAACAAGCCGUAUGGGCCCUUGGCAAUAUAGCGGGAGAUUCCCCAGAAUGCAGGGAUAAUGUCUUAGAUGCACACAUUUUACCUCCUUUAUUGCAGUUGCUGACAACAGCCAAUAAAUUGAGUAUGAUCCGAAAUGCUGUAUGGGCCUUAUCAAACCUGUGUAGGGGAAAAAAUCCUCCAGUCGAUUUUUCAAAAAUUAGCCCAUGCCUUCCAAUUUUGUCUCGGCUUUUAUUUCACACAGAUGCGGACGUGCUUGCCGAUUCGUGCUGGGCUUUGAGCUACCUAUCUGAUGGUCCAAAUGAAAAAAUUCAGUCUGUAAUAGACGCCGGAGUGUGUAGAAGACUUGUGGAACACUUAAUGGCACCGCAACCAAAUGUAGUAUCCGCCGCACUUAGAGCGGUUGGAAAUAUUGUUACGGGUGAUGAUGUGCAAACGCAGAUUGUGCUUAAUUGUCAAGCACUGCCUUGUUUGUUACAUUUGCUUUCAUCUUCGAAGGAAAGUGUGAGAAAGGAAGCUUGUUGGACAAUCAGCAAUAUUACGGCAGGAAAUCGGUCUCAAAUACAGGCUGUUAUAGACGCGAACAUCUUUCCAGUGUUAAUAGAUGUGCUAUGUAAAGGAGACUUUAAAACGAGGAAAGAAGCUGCUUGGGCUAUAACCAAUGCGACUAGCGGUGGCACACCAGAGCAAAUCAGGUAUUUAGUUAGUCAGGGAUGUAUCGGGCCACUUUGUGACCUCUUAACUGUGAUGGAUACUAAACUGAUCCAAGUAGCACUAAACGGAUUAGAGAAUAUACUUAGACUGGGCAAACAAGAUGCUAAAGCACACUCUGGUGUCAAUCCAUAUGCCGUUCUGAUUGAAGAAUGCUAUGGAUUGGAUAAAAUAGAAUUUCUACAAUCACAUGAACACAUUGAGAUUUAUCAAAAGGCAUUUGAUAUAAUUGAGCUGUUUUUUGGUGCGGAAGAAGAAGAUUCCCGUGUUGCACCGUCCAUAGAUGCAAACCAAGGCCAGUACCAGUUCAGUGCUGACCAAUCAGUACCAAUGGGCGGAUUUGACUUUUAAAAAUUUGCAAUUUUAAUAGAGAUUAUCAAUUUGCAACCAGUUGAACCAAUAACUGCGUUGCUCUCCUGUAUCAUUACUUGUCCCUACUUUCUUUAUUAUGCGGUUCUAAAUCAGUGUUAGAAUCGAACUGUCUCAAACCACGUGAUGAAUCAUUAAGUUCAUAUGAAAAUACUUCAAAGUAGUAUUGUAUAGCAUUUCUAGCAAAAGUUAAUUGCGUCCACCAUUUCACCAUUAAUAACCAAUCAAAUAAAUGGGUAAAAAUUGCAUGUAAAAUAUGAUUGUGUUUCGUAAUUGCUUGUAACGAAUUAAUGUAAAUAGGUUACAGUUUUUAGGCCGCUCCGUCUCUGUGCUUCCAUUCUUGAAAUGGUAUCGUCUGUUAUAAUUGGCCGAAAAUCUAGUAUUACAAGUAACUCAAUUCCCUGUCCUUGUCUUAGCCAUGAAUAUAAAAGAUAGAAGUGAUUCUCCACAACACUAACUACUCUAUCGCUCCAUAAUAAUUGAAAAUUGGCGUUUACAUCAAGGUUAUGUGUUAUGUCCUUUCACCUGGGCGUGUUGUGAAAAUUUGUCAUUUUCAGUGUCCCAUUUUCCAACUAGUAAAAUUUUCGUAAUCUCGGUAUGUUUAAGUCUAUAUAUUGCAUCUUGGUAUUUGGUGUGUCCGUUUGUACAAAAGACAAUCCUCUGUAAAUAGCUAUAGCUAGUAUAGUAUACAAUACAUUUUAUUUAUUUUU